Messenger RNA from Phalaenopsis equestris, 1298 nucleotides. RefSeq names its product myb family transcription factor EFM-like. NCBI's taxonomy places the organism in Eukaryota, Viridiplantae, Streptophyta, Magnoliopsida, Asparagales, Orchidaceae. Bases 93 to 1115 code for a protein of 340 amino acids. The record is from RefSeq and is a predicted model, not a curated record. Gene Ontology annotation, biological process: regulation of DNA-templated transcription. Gene Ontology annotation, molecular function: DNA binding; DNA-binding transcription factor activity. The transcript is spliced from 5 exons.
CCUUUUUUUCUCCCCUAUUCCUCUCUCUCUCCCUCUCUCUGCUCCUCUUCUUCUUCUUCAAUCUCGUUUCUACUUCUUGCAGCGGUAUAGUCAUGGUGGAAUGGAAACAGAGGCACAGCGGCUUCAUUUCGGCCCUCGAAGAAGAGCGACGCAAGAUCCAGAUGUUCUCCCGCGAGCUCCCUCUCUGUUUGCAGCUCGUCAACGAAGCGAUUGAUAGCUUGCAGCAGCAAAUGGCGAGCGAUGAGAUUUCCGGCGAGAAGUCGUUGAUGGAGAAGGAAGCUUUUAAUUGCAAGAAGGAUUGGCUCAGAUCUGCGCAGUUAUGGAGUCCUCUAGCGGCAGAUGAAGUACCGGCUGAAGGGUGCACCUUGAGGAGGCCUAAUGCGAGGAGGGUGGGGAAAGCAUUUCAGCCAUUUGAAAGGAACAAAUUGAUGCCGGAAGUUUUGGGGCCUGCGGUUGCGGCUGAUGUUAGCUCCACCUCAGGAGGAAGACGAGAUGGCGGUGAAGGUGUGGAGAAGGAGGCGGAGGAGGGUCAGUCGCUGGUCCCUGCUCGGUCUAACAGGAAGCAGAGAAGGUGUUGGUCUCCCAGUCUGCAUCGCAAGUUCUUGAAUGCUCUUGAACAACUUGGAGGAUCCCACUCCGCGACGCCGAAGCAGAUCAGGGAGAUAAUGAUGGUCGACGGCCUUACUAACGAUGAGGUGAAGUCCCAUUUGCAGAAAUAUCGUCUACAUAUGAGGCGGCCAGUGGUUACGGUUCGAAGCAGCAAUAGCAAUAGCACUCUGAAUCAACCACAGUUCAUUUUGGUAGGCGGUAUAUGGGUACCUCCACAGGAAUUUGCGAUUAAAUCUGCUGCUGGUACAACACAGCCAGCUGAUGGUGGCAGUGCUGCCUUGAAUGGAUUAUACUCUCCUGUUGCAUCUCUGCCUGUUGAAUUUGGUUUGGAAGAAGAGCGACCAAAUAAGAAGCAACAAACAAACAAGCUCCCUGUCAUGUCAUCGAAUUCAGAGCAAAGGUGUAGCCAAGAUGAUGACAGUCUUGUAGAUGAUGCUGCUACCUUAUCCAAUUCUUCUAGCACAUCUUUCGUAUCGCUUAACGCAUCAGUUCCACAUCCUCUGUGAGCUACUUGAAGGCAGAGUAUGAUCUUAUGUUUUCUGCCUGUGAGGGGAGGUUGCCCAACAUUUUUGUUUUUUGUUUGUUUUUUUUUUUCCCCUAUAACUAGAGUUAUAAAUAUACCUGUGUUUAUGCUUGCAUGUUCCACCAAACCUAUUUCAGAUUAAAUAAAGUCAGAUUUAGAAUUUUAA